AUGGCAAGAGGAAGGAAUGCACGAAGCUCUGACGCAAUCGCCGAUUUGCCUGAAAAUCAUCACAACCAACCGCACGAUGAUCCACUUGUCAUGGGAUCCGUCGCCCCCGCGACGGAAACCCUGGUUCCACUGGCUACCAGAGUCACUACCGGAAUGCCCCCACGAGCUCCGGCCCAACCUGUCGCCCCAACCGUCGGAGUAGAGGCGGUUCAGGCCUGGCAGCAGCGUCAGGAGGCUCUGGAGAAUACUGUUAGGCAGCUCGCUGAUGCGGUCAGGGCCCUUGCCCGAGCCCAGCUGCAAAUGGUCCUGAGACAACCAGAGUCGCUGUCACCCCGAAGACCUCGCCACCCGCGAGAGGAAAGACCCCCGCCAAACGAAAGAGAAGCCGAUAGAGUUCCUUCGCCAGAAAGGUCAGACACCGCCGUCGAGGAGUUGCUCCAAAGGGUGCAAGAACUGGAGGCACGACAAGGAGUUCGUGGCCAAAAUAGUGGCUACGGAGAACGGACGCCAUUCACAAAGGAAGUUGAACUCGAAGCUCUCCCUAGGAGAUUCAAGGUUCCGAGCAUACCACAGUACAACGGAGAUAGUGACCCCUAUGACCACCUGGACGCAUUCAAUGUCCAGAUGGAUCUGCAGACCACCAGCUCGAUGGUGAAGUGCCGAGUAUUCCCCGCGACCUUGGGCGACAUCCCGCGCGCCUGGCUCAGAAGCCUCCCGUCUCGCAGCAUUGGUAGUUGGGAAGAAUGCCAGCGAAAGUUCCUCGGGCAGUACAGAGCUCUAAGACGGCAGCUCGCCCCGCCGUGCCACCUCGCCACGGUCUUCCAAAGGUCGGGCGAGCCCCUCAAAGAUUACAUCGCCAAGUUCCGGCGCGAGGUGAGUAACGUCGAAAGUCCCUCGGAUGAAAGUAUCCUGACCGCCAUCUCGGCAAGUCUCAGGAAAGACGGGAAGCUCUACGAGAGCAUCUAUAAAUCCCCCGUUGCGGAUCUGGGAGAAUUCUAUGAACGAGCUGCAAAGGAGAUCCGGUGGGAAGAAGCAUUCGGGAAGAAGCCCGCCGGACAUAGAGAGGAAGUCGGAAGCUCUAACCGAGACGGGAAAAGGAACGACGGGGGAAACAGAAAGGACAACCGAGGAGAGCGGUCUAACAAUCAGGUAGCCAAGCGAGCUCGGCGGGAAGAACAAGAGGACCGACCUCCGAGACAAGGCCGUUUCAACAACUAUACGGCCCUAUCAGAUUCUCAAGAAAGGAUCUUCGCCAUGGAAAGGAGGAGAGAGGAUUUCGGGAGGCCAAACCCGAUAAAAACUCCCAACAAGUUCAGAAAUAGGGAGAAGUUUUGUGCGUAUCACAACGAGGUGGGGCACGACACCUCUGAAUGUUACGCUUUGAAGGAUGCAAUUGAAGAACUGAUUCGAGGGGGCCGGCUGCGAGACUAUGUGGUGCGACCUGCAAAUCAGCCACCACAGCAGGUGAAUCAACAACGACCGCCCCCCGAGGAUGAGCGCGCACCAGCAGUUCGGACGAUCUAUACGAUCCACGGCGAUCCUCACCUCGCAGGCACAUCGAACAGGUCGCACGAAAGGUAUGUACGCGAGGCUAAUCAUGUCUUAGUGGCAGGAUCUAACGAGCAGAUGGGAUCAUCAAAGCGAGCUAGGAUGGCAGUGAAAGAAAUCACUUUCUCCGAGGAGGACGCCAGGGACAUACACUGGCCGCACAAUGACGCCCUCGUCAUUCGCGCUCACAUCGGCAACAUGGAGGUGCGAAGAAUAAUGGUGGACACCAGCAGCUCGGUGAACGUGAUGUACAGGGCCUGUUUCGACCAGAUGGGACUCGGGCCCGAACAGUUGGGCCCAUCCCCAGAGCCACUUUUCGGGUUCACGGGAGAUGCAGUCGUCCCCAUGGGACGAGUUAAGCUCCCAUUCACAAUUGGGGGCGAAGGUCGUGAAGCCACAGCGCUUGCGGAGUUUCUGAUCAUUGACUGCCCCUCAGCAUACAACGUCGUGCUCGGGAGGCCGGUGAUGAACGAGCUGGAUAUGGUCACCUCGACCAGAGCGCUGACCGUCAAGUUUCCAACCACCAACGGAACUGGAUGCGUGCGGGGAGAGCAGCACCUCGCAAGACGUUGCUACGAGGACGCGGUCAAGAUGGGGACCAGAGGAAAGAAAGUAAACGUGGUCACAAAGGGAGCGCAGCGACCUUCAAGUCGGAGCGGGGUGAGUUACGACCUGGAUCCUAGAGAAGUGGAUUGCGACAAGGCCACCGGCCCGGUGGAAGAACUUGAAGAGGUCCCGAUCAGCGAGGUGGAUGCUGAAAGAUGCCUGAAGCUCGGGAAGAAUCUGGCCCCCGAGGUAAAACGCCAACUUAUUGAAUUCCUUAAGACUAACCUGGAUGUGUUUGCGUGGAAUCACGAAGACAUGGUGGGGAUAGCACCGGAGGUCAUGUCGCACAGACUCAACAUAGACCCCAGCUACAAGCCGGUGCGCCAGAAGAGGAGACUGAUGACUCCAGAACGCUACGCCGCCCUUAAAGAGGAGGUGGAUAAGCUCCUGGCUAAUGGGUUUAUCAGAGAGGCUCACUACCCAGUCUGGGUAGCCAACCCAGUGCUUGUAAAAAAGAAGAACGGGAAGUGGAGGACCUGCGUCGACUUCACCAACUUAAAUAAAGCCUGCCCGAAGGACAGUUUCCCCCUCCCAAGAAUUAACCAGCUCGUGGAUGCAACAGCGGGGCAUCAGCUCCUCAAUUUCAUGGACGCCUACUCGGGAUACAACCAGAUCCCCAUGAAUCCUAACGAGGAGGAACACACGUCGUUUAUCACCGAUCGCGGGCUAUACUGUUAUAAGGUCAUGCCGUUCGGGUUGAAGAAUGCUGGGGCGACCUACCAGAGACUUGUGAACAUGAUGUUCGAAGCGCAGAUUGGGAAAACAAUGGAGGUAUACGUUGACGAUAUGCUGGUUAAGUCUGAGCAGGUCGCAGAUCAUGCUCGUAAUUUGGGAGAAAAAUUCAAGAUCCUCAGGAGCUACAAUAUGAAGCUGAACCCACUAAAAUGUGCAUUUGGGGUGGCUUCCGGGAGGUUCUUGGGAUUCAUGGUCAACAGCAGAGGUAUCGAGGCCAAUCCAGAAAAAAUAAAGGCCCUUUUGGAUAUGAGGUCGCCUGUAAGAAUGAAGGACGUGCAGAGCCUAACCGGCCAGGUCGCUGCACUAAGCCGAUUUAUCGCCAAGGCAACCGACAAGUGCAUCCCUUUCUUCAAUACGUUACGAAAAGCCCAAGGUUUCAGUUGGAGUGAGGAGUGCGAGCUCGCCUUCCAGCAGUUGAAGGAGUAUAUGGGGCAAGCUCCGCUACUUUCAAAACCCCGAGAUGGGGAAAAACUGGUGAUCUACCUAGGAGUGUCGGCGCAUGCUCUCAGCGCAGCCUUGGUUCGGGAGGAAGAAGGGGUGCAAUACCCUGUUUAUUAUAUUAGCAAGAGGUUGGUGGACGCAGAAACGAGGUACACAUCGAUGGAGAAGCUCGCAUACUGCUUGGUCAUAGCAUCGAGGAAAUUACGUCCUUAUUUCCAGGCCCAUCAGAUCGAUGUUCUAACUAAGUACCCCUUGAGGCAGAUUUUGCAGAAGCCAGACACAUCGGGCCGCCUGCUGAAAUGGGCAAUUGAGCUCGCUCAGUUCGACUUGGAAUACAAACCAAGAGUGGCAAUCAAGGGGCAGGCACUGGCGGAUUUUAUCGCUGAAUUCACUGAAACGACCCAAGUAGAAGGAGAGACCUCGGAAGGACCGUCCUGGGAGUUGUACGUUGACGGGUCGUCGAGCGAGCAAGGAGCUGGGGCACGAGUUAUGCUAAUAAGCCCGGAGGGCCACAUAAUACUAUGCGCCCUGCGAUUCGAUUUUCGAGCUACCAAUAACGAGGCCGAGUACGAGGCGUUGCUCGCAGGGCUGCGCUUGGCAAAGGAGGUGCGAGGUGAAGCACUGAUAAUUUUCAGCGAUUCCCAGCUCGUUGUCAACCAAAUACGCGGGGAAUAUCAGGCGAAGGGGGUGAAGAUGGCAGCAUACCUGCUCAAAGUACGCGAAUUUCUAGUUCCUUUCCAACGGUUUGAGGUACGCCAAAUUCCACGCUCUCAGAAUUCCCAUGCAGAUGCACUGGCUCGGCUAGCUACUGCGCGAGAUACAGAGUUUCUAGGGGCUAUACCGGUGGAGUUUUUAGCCGUCCCUAGCAUGGAGCAACCGGCCGAGACGAUGGUGGUUCACGCAUCCCAGGGCUCAUGGAUGAGCCCCAUUCUGGCAUACCUACGGGAAGGAAAGCUAUCGACAGAUAAGCUAGAAGCGCGCAGACUGCGAGCUCGAGCCGUUCGCUACUGUAUCUACGAUGAGGUAUUGUAUAAGCGAGGAUUCACAGCUCCAUUGUUAAGGUGUAUUGAGGGCUCUGACUGUCAGACCGUGCUGGAAGAAAUACAUGCUGGGCAUUGCGGCAACCACGCCGGGGCUCUAUCACUAGCCCAGAAGGCCCUUCGGCAGGGAUUCUAUUGGCCUAUGAUGAAACAAGACGCGAUCAACUUGGUGAAAAAGUGUGACAAGUGCCAACGGUUCGCUAAUAUCCCGCGGGCUCCACCGGCCUACCUUCAACAGAUGAACAGCUCAUGGCCGUUUGUUGUCUGGGGUAUGGACCUGAUUGGGCCGCUCCCAACAGCUCGUGGCAAUUGCAAGCAUGCCAUCGUGGCAGUUGAUUACUUCACCAAAUGGGCCGAAGCGAAAGAGCUCGCUGAAAUCUCCAGCUCCAAGGUACAAAAAUUUGUCUGGAAUAAUAUCAUUUGCAGGUUUGGGGUCCCACAGCAGAUAGUCACAGACAACGGAACUCAAUUCACCAGCGAGCAAUUCAUCCAAUUCUGCGAAUCAUUGGGAAUCCAAAAGAGCUUCACGGCCGUAGACCACCCCCAGGCCAAUGGGCAGGUCGAAGCAGUCAACAAGAUAAUCAAGCACGCCCUGAAGACGAAGCUGGAAGACAAGAAGGGCCCUUGGGUGGACGAACUACAAACGGUGCUUUGGGCGUAUCGGACGACAGCUCGAACUAGCACACCUGAGACUCCUUUCUCGUUGGUCUAUGGGUCCGAGGCGAUGAUCCUAGCUGAACACAAGGUGACCAGUCAGCGAAGAGCCACCUUUAACCCAGAUGGAAAUGGCGAACUCCUAGCCGCGAAUCUAGAUCUACUUGAGGAGGCUAGAGACACAGCUCGCCUACGGAUCACCAUCUACCAGCAAAGGGUAACGCGUUACUACAACAGAAAAGUUCGGGUCAGACGGUACAAGCUCUGA
Messenger RNA from Diospyros lotus (date-plum), 5292 nucleotides. RefSeq lists its product as uncharacterized. The transcript is spliced from 2 exons. NCBI's taxonomy places the organism in Eukaryota, Viridiplantae, Streptophyta, Magnoliopsida, Ericales, Ebenaceae. Bases 1 to 5292 code for a protein of 1763 amino acids. Gene Ontology annotation, biological process: DNA integration. Gene Ontology annotation, molecular function: nucleic acid binding; RNA-DNA hybrid ribonuclease activity. The record is from RefSeq and is a predicted model, not a curated record.